Messenger RNA from Aspergillus caelatus, 806 nucleotides. RefSeq lists its product as uncharacterized. The record is from RefSeq and is a predicted model, not a curated record. The transcript has 2 exons. Bases 55 to 705 code for a protein of 216 amino acids. Lineage: Eukaryota; Fungi; Ascomycota; Eurotiomycetes; Eurotiales; Aspergillaceae.
CACAACCUGAACAAUCAUUAUUCAAACAUCCACACAUUAGAAUUCAAAACAAGGAUGGACCCCGACGCCAGCAUCACCCCGGACCAACCCCCGGUAUUCAAUUACAUCCUCUCCUUCCUCCUAGUCGGCGUAGCAUGGGGCUUCACAACCCCCUUCAUCCGCCGCGCCGCAGCCGACUUCAACGCGCGCCAGGAGAAACAACAACACUCGCAGUCACAGCCCCAAGCACAAGCACAAACACAAACACAAGCAUCGCAGGAACCCGAACCCGACGCACAAGAACUACAGCAUACCAAUACGGAACACGAACCCUCAGACGAAGAAGAAGAUGAAGACCACCCCUUACCAGCAGCUGGUACACAACAACCACAGCCCGCCUGGAUGCGCCGCCCAUCGCAGUCAACAACAACCUCAGGCUGGCUAAAGACGAAAAUCACAACGUUGUUCUGGACGGUCAUUAAUCUUCUCCGUACGCCGGCGUACUCAAUUCCCUUGAUUAUUAACUUGACGGGGAGUAUUUGGUUCUUUCUUCUUGUUGGGAAACAUGAACUAUCCCUGACGGUUCCGUUGGCUAAUUCGAGUGCAUUCCUCUUCACUGUUCUGGGGGAGUGGUAUGUGGAACGGAAGGUUAUCGAGAAGGAGACUUGGUUAGGAAUGGGGCUUGUUUUGGGGGGGAUUGCUAUUUGUGUUAAGUCUAAGAGUUAGGAAGAGAUACUGCGUAGUACUCUGGGGUACAUAUGUAGACCUUCAAUUGUAUGUGAUAGAUACUACUGGGUAUAUAUAGAUGGAAGGAAGCAUUUAUACUU